Stylonychia lemnae is the source of this 5235-nucleotide messenger RNA. Lineage: Eukaryota; Ciliophora; Spirotrichea; Sporadotrichida; Oxytrichidae. The record is from the annotation of a GenBank genome assembly.
AUGAAUAAUAAUUAGAGUUCUAAUAUCAAAGGAGGCAUCAAUUUUCAAUAGCAGCAGUCAGAAAAGAAGAAUCACCAAUCUUUGCAUUCUCAAGCAGCAACCACAUCUAACACUCCCAAUCAAAUAAACAAUUAAGAUCCACUUUCAAACAAAAAUGAUAGCGGUUUCUUUUCAUCAAGGACAUUUAACAAGUUAUCCACAUUUUUCACCCAGAAUAAUAUACUCGGAGGGUUUAGUAAACAGCAAACAAUUAAACAGUUCUACAUCAAGGAAUGCGUGAAAUAGUACAAACAGAUAUUGCAUAAUGACAGUUUUCACUCAAAUUCCUCUAAAUAAAAUUAAUCUGAGAAUCAAUACCCUAAUGUAAAGCAUCUCAUUCCUACAUCAGUUUCAACACUUUAUAAUGAAGAGGAAUGCAUCGACUAUAUGCUUUAGCAGCCAGAUAUACCUCUUAGCGGGAUACUUAAUUUUAAUCAUAAGAUCAAUUUGUAGCAAGUAUUUUGUGAUUAAGUCCUCAAACUUAACUUCGUGACAGCAGAUGAAAUCAAGGCAGAAGUCAAGAAGAGUAAACAAAGAAGUUCUAAUUUAUAGAUUGCCUCUCUGAAAGAUUAUGAUAUGAUUAAAGUAUUAGGAACAGGAGGAUUUUCUCAGGUUUUAUUGGUUGACACAAACAAAGUCUAAUAGAUCAUCUGUGAAAGAAAAAUUCUAAGCAUGCUUAAUCAUCCAUUUAUUGUGUAACUUCACUGCUCAUUUACUUCAGUAAGCUACCUUAAGAUUAACUAAAUGUAGAAAAAUUAUUUGUAUUUGGUAUUGGAUUUAUGUCCUGGAGGAGAGCUUUUCUACUACAUUAGCAAAUUUAAGAACUUUAGUGAAAACCAGGCCAAGAUAUAUUUUGCUGAAAUUCUAUUAACCUUGGAAUAUUUACACGAUCAUAAUGUUCUAUACAGAGAUCUAAAGCCAGAAAACAUAUUAAUAGAUGAAAAUGGGCAUAUAAAAUUGACUGAUUUCGGUUUAUCAAGAAUGGAAUUUAAUGGAGAUUGCCUUGCUAGGACAUUUUGUGGAAGCCCUGAAUAUAUGAGCCCAGAAAUGCUAAAUUAGACUGGGCAUAGCUUUGAGCUUGAUAUUUAUUGUUUAGGAGUGCUAUUAUAUGAGCUAUUGACAGGUUUACCUCCUCAUUAUAAUUAAAACCGAAUGAGAAUGUACUAGGACAUUGUUCAUAAAAAAGUAGAAAUGCCUGGAUUUCUUAGUAAAAAUGCAAGAAGUUUAUUAUAUAGAAUGCUUGAGAAAGAUCCAAGUCUUAGAAUUACCAUUCAAUAAAUAAAGGAUCAUGAAUUUUGCAGGGAUGUUAAUUGGGAUUUAAUUUUUAACAAGAAGUUAAUUACCCCCAUAAAGAUAAAUAUCUACCAAAGUAAUUUUGAUAAAGAGUACACAAAGAUGCCAAUACAAAUAAACGCUGAUGAAGAGGAGGAUAUACUUUAUAAAGUGAGAACAUCAAUUAAUGAUAAUAAACUUAGAAGAACCAGAUCAAUGUCAAGAGAUUAAUAAGAUCACGAGAGGCUUGAUACAGUUAUCUCUAAUGAGUAAAAAAUCAAUCAUAUAUCAAGACUAAAGCAGAAGUAAAUUGGGGAUUUAAGGACAGCAAAAAAUAUAAUCGGAUAAAGCUAACCUGAAGAUUUGAAUUUUACAAACUAAGCUAGAAAAUCUGAGUAGAUAUAGCCAAUCAAGCAGAAAUUCUAAAAUGAUACAGGACAUAAUUCAAGAAAGCUUUUGAAAGAAAAGACUGAAACUCCAACCUUCUAAGAAUUCAUAUAUAGACGAUAAACUAUGAAUAAAUUGCCCGUUGUAUAUGAAAUGAUGAGUCCAACUAAUAAUUCAAACGAAUGUGGAUCAAGAGAAAGAAUAAAUACUAUUCUGACUAGAGUAGUAAGUGAUGAUCACAAAGACUUCUUUAAAGUGGCUGAAAGUUAUCAUCCAUCAAUAAUAACAGAACAUGGGGAAGAUGUGCGUAAAAAUAUUUAGAGUGUUAAACCAAUUCAUGAUCCAAAAAUGAUGAAAAGUCUUGCUGAGUACACACAAUCAAGGCAUAGUCACAUAUCAACCGCAACUUAAAAAUUAGGGUUUUAACAGCUUAAACAGGUGAAAAAUGAAUUAGGGGAAUCAAAUAUCAAUUUUGGGAUAGAAUCAAUAAUUCAAGCAUAAUAAAUUAAUGAGGAGGUUUCUGAAAAUGAUGGAGAUCAUUCAGAAAUUAAACUCAUACAGAGUGUAAGUAGCAAAACUAGUAGCGAUAGUCGUGAUUUAAGUCGAGAUAGAGGUGAGGAUGAUUUUAUGGUAGAUACAGUUAAAAGAUAAACGAGAAGACUUAACUUUAGUGACUAUGAGGAUGAUGAAGAAUAUAAAGAUAGAGUGGCUACUAUAUAAUCUGAAGAAAAUUCGCCUACAAAUAGAAGAGCGAAAAUAGAUAUUCACAAAAUCCUUGAAAAUGACUUUAACUGGCAUUCCUAAGCAGCAAAGUAAAAUUUUUAGGCUCAAAGAAUAAUGGUUUCUAAGAGAACAUCCCAAACUACGAAACAUUAACAAUAUCACAAAUAGUAAACAUUUAAUGUGCCUUUUGGAGUGAAUAAUCUCAGAGAUUUAUUAGGUCCUGAAAUAAAGAACCCAAAUUAAAGAUAAUCAGUUUAAAAAAGAUAAUCUGAAGUUCUAUUUGCCUUCACAGAAAAAGCUCAAGGUAUUGUUUCCGAAAGAAAAAGAGAAUCAAAUCUUUAUAUUUCCUUUAAUAAGCAUCCUUAAAGAUUAUGCCAGGAUGAUUCAGUCCCAGCUACACAUACAAAUUAAGAACUUAAAAUAGGAAAUAGUUUGGCUCAAAUCUAAUCUUGGGAUAAUUUUAAUUACAAUGACGAUGUUUAAGGUAGAAAUCUAGGUUCAAAACGAAACUCAGCCUACAAUAGUUAGACUAACUCCAAUAAAUUUGUUCAAUCCUCUUAGAUAUAACAAAAAGAGUUAAUAUCUCCGACAAAUAGUCAAAGAAAAUUAAGAUCAUAGAUGUCUUUCACUAGAAAAAGCAAUCAAAAUCAGAUUGAAAGACAAGGCAGCAUUUUGAGAAGACAAAAAUCUAGCACAGGAAAUUAUCAUGAUUCAAGAAGUCUUGUUUAGCAUCACUAAUGUAGCAGUGUUAGUAAAUUAUCAGCUUCGAGCAAACAAUCAUAUACUAAUAUGAAAUUCACUUCUAGGAUUAAAUAAGAAAGAUCAUUACCUCGAGAAGAUAAGAAAACUGAUAAGAAUAGACUUUUCAAGCCUACUAGUUAUUCAAAUGCUGCAUAAUCAUUAAACAACAGUGUGAAUAAACCCAAAGUUAAGUCAAGGAACAAAAUAUUAGCAAAAAUUAAGUCACAAACAAAUAAUAUUCAAAACAUUCUCAACCAAAACAUAGAUAUGAUUGAAAACAGCAAUUCAAAAAUGAUUUCUGGCUAAUCUGAUAUCUAGUUUAAAUAAUCUAUAGAGGAUCAUAAUAAUCCCUUUUAAGCCUAUCAAAAUACCAUAGGUAGCCAGUAGAUCAGUGAAUGCAAUACUUAGACUGUCAGUGAGCAAGAGAGUUUUCUUUAUGCUUUCAAGACUUAAGCUCCAAACAGCUUAAGACCAAGUAUUAUACACAAAAGUUAAUACAGUAGUAACACAACUUCCUAAUAAAUCCAUUAAUCUUCUACAUUAAAUUAAUAAAACCCAAAUAAAAACACCAUUAAAGCAAAGAGCAAGUAUGCACAUCAAUUCACUGUCUCAGGCCUAGAUAAGAGUCAUUUUUCAAUGCAUUAACAAUGGCAGUAGAAAUAACAUAGUCUUCUUUAGAAAAAAUUGCUUUCUCUUAAUGAUAAAUUAAUGAGUCCUUAAUCAAAAAAGGUAGCUGACAGUAAGCUAGGUAAAGAAGGGCAGACAAAUAUUGUUAACACUAGUACUCUGACUGGUAAUAAUAAUGCAAAUAUGAAUACUUCACAAAUGAAAACUAAUAUAAGUUUGAAUCAAUAAAUUACUGAUAUAGUCUAAAAAAAGCACGAAGAAAGCCCACAUAUCUAAUAGUAGCAAAGACCACUGAUAAGCAAACAAAAUUAGAUUAAAAUAAACUCAAAACCUGAUACUGUAUUAUAGACGAAAACUUCCCUAAUCAAGAUGGGCAAAAUGAUAAAUUUGCAGCAAAUACAAAAGAAACCUUCUAAGAUUUACAGUGAUGACGUCUCGCCAGGUAAUGAGAUGGAAGAGAGCAUUACAGAAUUUGAUGCAGAAAAUGAAGAUAUUAGAAAAUUUUUGUAGGAAUCUUCAUCCUAAAUCUUUGUAGAUGAGUUCACUCCAAAAGCUCAUUAGAAUGAAAAGAUUAAAUCAUUGAUAAAACCAAUUCAAGAGAUUGUGCCUUCUCGUGGUAGACAUUUUUCACCCCCUUAAAAAUCUAUUGACUACAUUUAAAAUCCUUCAUAGUAAUAUAAUCAUGCUAAAAUUACUCAUAAGUAGCAGCCACUACAUUUAGGAACAAAUUAAUCACAAUAUUAGACAUAAUAGCAUUAAUCAUUAUAGCAACAGCUUCAUCUAGAAAACUAAAAAUCAAUGCUAGCACUUUAGCACUAGCUUAACAAUUACUCAUCCAAGCUAAAAACUUUCACCACCCGAAGGAUGACUCAAUAAUCGAACAUAAGUUUAAUAAGUUAAACUUAACUUUCUGCCCGAGAAGCAAUUAACAAAAGCAACUAGAAGCCUUAACUGACUCAUAACACUUCUAUAAAGUCUAACGCAUAUACCUCAACUACUCAUAGAGUCCUUUACAAUUCUACAGCUAAUAAUAGUUAGAAUUAAACUUUUUCAGUAAAUUCAACAACAGUUAAACCCAUUGCUGCUUCUAAUAGAUAAAGUUCUGUGACUAGAAAAAAUGAAGUAGUGUUUAAAUAAAAUAAAGUUGGAAGUAAUCUAUAGUAAAUUACAAAGAGUAGUAAUAGACUUUUCUCACCACCAUAAAAGAGCACAAAUGGCUUUCAAAAUGACUUCUUUAUGAAGAAAGAUGUCUCUAAAAAUAUCGGAAAAGUGAGAAAGAUAGAUCUCAAUGAAUCUUUAAACAAAGCAUCAGCUGUCUUAAUUAGCAACAACAAUACUAACGUCACCACAUCAACAAAGACACUAGGAUUGAUAGGAUAUAUAUCACCAGAGAGUUCUAAGAGGAUAGCCUAGAAAAAUAUAAUCCACAUAAAUAAUAGAUUAUGA